AUGUGCAUAGACUAUCUCAUCUACUACCCUGCACGCCAGGGCCAAGAGAUGGACUCGUGCUACGACUUCUGUGCAUCAUACGACAACGAAACACUCGGAUUGAACCCCAACAGCCCAACGCUCUCCAAGUUCUACGUGUGUGGGCCCAACUUCAUCUCCACGUACCAGCCCUGCAAGAUCACAUUCGGCGCCACACACCCAAGAAAGUCGUGA
Molecule: messenger RNA, 213 nt
Organism: Closterium sp. Yama58-4
Lineage: Eukaryota; Viridiplantae; Streptophyta; Zygnematophyceae; Desmidiales; Closteriaceae
Source: the annotation of a GenBank genome assembly